AUGCGCGUCCCCCACGACCAGCUCGAGCCUCCCCUGGCGAACCCCUGCCUUGUUCAUGGCCACUGCCACGACUACUUCUUGGUUCAUUGGGCCGACUCCGAUUCCGAGACGGCCGCCGACCUCAGGCGGCUCUUGUCUGAGAUCUCGCUGCGGCGGUCUCAAGAGUCUCUUUCGAUUUUUAACGACGCAAUUUGUCUCGAGGGUGCCCGCUUCCCCGAGGAGCUGGUGCUGAAUGCCUUGGCCACUAGUCAAGUUCUUGUCCUAUUGAUCAGCACCUGCGGCCAAGAGCUCUACACCGAAGCCCUCACGGCCCUCAAGGGAGCCCUUCAUAUCUACGCCAGCGCCUACCACACCAUCCAGCACCCAGACAUUGUCUGUGUACUCGGAAACAUUGGCGCGACGCUGCGCUGA
Messenger RNA from Polychytrium aggregatum, 411 nucleotides. RefSeq lists its product as uncharacterized. The transcript is spliced from 2 exons. The coding region runs from base 1 to 411 and encodes 136 amino acids. NCBI's taxonomy places the organism in Eukaryota, Fungi, Chytridiomycota, Chytridiomycetes, Polychytriales. The record is from RefSeq and is a predicted model, not a curated record.